Messenger RNA from Dromiciops gliroides (monito del monte), 2457 nucleotides. It is a transcript of the gene SEC62, whose product is annotated as SEC62 homolog, preprotein translocation factor. Gene Ontology annotation, cellular component: endoplasmic reticulum; endoplasmic reticulum membrane. The transcript is spliced from 8 exons. Lineage: Eukaryota; Metazoa; Chordata; Mammalia; Microbiotheria; Microbiotheriidae. Gene Ontology annotation, biological process: post-translational protein targeting to membrane, translocation. Bases 84 to 1304 code for a protein of 406 amino acids. The record is from RefSeq and is a predicted model, not a curated record.
CCGAGCUCUCGCGAGAUCAAUAGACUCGCCCCGCCCCCCUCUUCUCUCUCUCCACGUCAGAGGGAGCCGGAGGAGCGGCGAACAUGGCGGAGCGCAGGAGGCACAAGAAGCGGAUCCAGGAAGUUGGUGAACCAUCCAAAGAGGAAAAGGCAGUGGCCAAAUAUCUCCGCUUCAACUGUCCCACAAAGUCCACAAAUAUGAUGGGUCACCGGGUGGAUUAUUUUAUUGCUUCAAAAGCAGUAGAUUGCCUUUUGGACUCCAAAUGGGCCAAGGCCAAGAAGGGAGAGGAGGCUUUGUUUACAACCCGAGAGUCUGUAGUUGACUAUUGUAACAGGCUUUUAAAGAAACAGUUCUUUCACCGAGCAUUAAAAGUAAUGAAAGUGAAACUUGACAAAGACACAAAGAAAGAAAAAGAGAAAGAAAAAGGAAAGGUAGAAAGUGGGAAAGAGGAAGAGAAAAGAAGCAAGAAAGAAAAUCUAAAGGAUGAAAAGACUAAGAAGGAGAAAGAGAAAAAGAGAGAUGGUGAAAAGGAAGAGUCAAAAAAGGAGGAAACACCAGGAACACCCAAAAAGAAAGAAACCAAGAAAAAAUUCAAACUUGAACCACAUGAAGAUCAAGUGUUCCUGGAUGGAAAUGAGGUGUAUGUGUGGAUCUAUGACCCUGUCCAUUUUAAAACGUUUGCCAUGGGACUGAUUCUUGUGAUUGCAGUAAUAGCUGCAACCCUCUUCCCUCUGUGGCCAGCGGAGAUGCGUGUAGGUGUUUAUUACCUCAGUGUGGGAGCAGGCUGUUUUGUGGCCAGCAUUCUUCUGCUUGCCAUUGCUCGGUGCAUACUCUUCCUUAUCAUUUGGCUCAUUACUGGAGGAAGACACCAUUUCUGGUUCCUACCGAAUCUGACUGCGGACGUGGGCUUCAUUGACUCCUUCAGGCCUCUCUACACACAUGAAUACAAAGGACCAAAAGCAGACUUAAAGAAAGAUGAGAAAACUGAGGCCAAAAAACAACAGAAAUCCGACAGUGAGGAAAAAUCAGACAGUGAGAAAAAGGAAGACGAUGAUGGGAAAGUGGGAACUCUAGGAAAUAAUGGGACAGAGGGCUCAGGUGGAGAGCGUCAUUCCGAUACAGACAGUGACAGGCGGGAGGAUGACCGAUCCCAGCACAGUAGUGGAAAUGGGAAUGAUUUUGAAAUGAUUACAAAAGAGGAACUUGAACAGCAAACAGAUGGAGAUUGUGAAGAGGAGGAGGAGGAAGAGGGAGAUGAAGAAGAAGAAGAAGAAACGACUAGACCUUCAUCUGAAAAAUCAUAAACAUACUCUAUUUGGGGACUGAUUGUGUGCAAGUGGUUGGAUUUUCUAUGUUGGCUGAUCACCAAAACCUGCGUAUAGUGUUUGGAGUAGUCUUUAAAUCAGUUUGCUGAGAUCUGUUUGAUGUCCAGGCGAUUCUAUUCAGUUCUUUAUUUUAUAGGCUACUAACUCUUUUGGUACAAUCUUAAGUCACUAAUCUACAUAUUUAACAAUUUUAUCCAUUUAACAAAUAUUCUGGCAGUAAGUAGCUUUUACUCCUUUUUGAUAGUUGUCAAAGACGUAGUUUCCUCAGUGGCAUUUAGAGUAAUGGCAUUUUUGAGUGCUGUAGAGCUUCUUACUGUUAGACAUGACAGAAGAGAUGAAAGGGAAAGACCAAAAUUUUAGGUGACGCACAGGUAGCUAUUUAUGAAUAACUUUAGGACGAAAUUACUCUUGAAACUUAAGCGAUAUUUCUUAAUUUUCAUAAAAUUGUACCAGAAAAUUUCUUUAGGACUCAGAGUUAGCAGUUAUUUGCUUAAGAUAGGCCAGUCAGUGAUGAUGCAACACGAUUUUGUUUAGCUCCCAGUUCUGUCCUUUAACUACCAACUUAGGAAAUCCAGACUCAUUUGUACACUGGGUUGUGAGAGCAAUGGUUUUCUCCAGCAGAGGAAAAGGAACAGCAUAGGUUGAAAAAUGGUGGCUGUUCUUUCCCUUCCCAUCCAUCUCCUCCAUCGCAAUGAGAAAGCAUUCUGUACAUAAUUUACAAAUAAAACAAACCUUUUAUUUUAAUUGUUACUUCUUAUUUAGACAUUUUCUCAGCACUUCAAUUUGUACAAAAUUAAGACCAUUUAAAGGUAUGUUUUUAGAGAACCGCAAGUCCUGAUACCCCACAGAACAUCUGUGUGUGUACAUAUGUGUGUGUGAGUGUGGGUGUGGGUGUGGUGAGUAUGUGUGGUGUAUCGAUCUCUCCACAGCAGCUGCAGCUCGGUGCCAACAUUCCAUGUGUUUGAGCAGACUUACAGCAGCUGUUUUGCACGCCUUUGUGUUCGUUGAUUUAUCUUAAAUUUCGACAUUCAGAAACUGGAGUACUGUAUUAACAGAUUAGGAGGCACUGCUGUGAAAGAGAAUUUCCUGUUCUAAAGUACCAAUUAAAAUAAAGAACAUAAAAAUGACCAUA